This is a messenger RNA of Cyprinus carpio (common carp), 6943 nucleotides long. RefSeq names its product protein mono-ADP-ribosyltransferase PARP14-like. Gene Ontology annotation, biological process: negative regulation of gene expression. The record is from RefSeq and is a predicted model, not a curated record. Gene Ontology annotation, molecular function: nucleic acid binding; transcription corepressor activity. Gene Ontology annotation, cellular component: nucleus; cytoplasm. Lineage: Eukaryota; Metazoa; Chordata; Actinopteri; Cypriniformes; Cyprinidae.
AAAUACCUGCGCUACUUAUGAUUUGUUUUGUGUCCAGGGUCACAAAUGACAACUUGUCGAGUUCUUAUCUUGGAGGAACGUACAUUAUAAUUAUAAUUUCAUGGACAAGCCGGUUUUUAUUUUUUCUGAAAGUGGACUCAAACGAAGAAACGAAACUGAAAGUAAGCAGGAGGGGGCGUGAUCAACCAGUAUACAGAGUAGGCUACUGACUCAUUCCUCGUUGACCAGAAAAACCACGAUGGAUGAAUAUCCUUAUUCCAUCAUUGUAGAAGGAGAUUGGGGACCUGAACACGCCAAAAGUGUUAAAAAUAAACUUCAGAUUUACUUUCAGAGUAAGAAAAAAUCUCAAGGAGGAGACUGCGUCGUGAAAUAUAAGCCUAAUGACGGGAGCAACUCUGCUACGAUUCUGUUCAAAUCACCUGACAUCCGAGAUGGCGUGCUCUCAAAGGCAGAACACAUUAUUAUCAUUGACAAUCAACAAAUCAAGCUGAAAGUGUACAAACCCAGCGAUGUAGAGGAACAGGCAGACAGCACUGGACAAAGAACAGAGCAGGCAUGUGGAUAUCAGGAACCAAAUCAAAGUGCCUCUCAGACUGAUGUGAAGAAGCCUCAAGAGACAAGUGCUGUGGUCCUGGAGAACCUUCCAGAAGAUGUUAAACAAGACAUUUUGACUCUUUUGGUGGAGAACAUCAGCUGUCUUUCUGAAAAUGACUUUAGCAUGGAAUUAAUACCAGGAUUAAGAAAAGCAGUUGUGAACUUUAAAAAUCCCAGUGCUGCAGAAAAGUUCCUUGAGGACAGCAGGACACAUGAAAAAUUCAAGAGGAAUAAUCUGAGGGCCCGUGCACUGGAGAGAAGCACAUGUGUGCGGGUGGAGGAACUUCCAGCUGAGGCUACCAAGAUGCUGCUGGAACUGUAUUUUGAGAAAUGGGGCGGUCCAGUAGAGGAAGUUAUCACAAUUCCAUCAGAGCAAGCAGCCAUGAUUAUCUUUAAGGAGGAAGAAGCCAAACAGAGAGUUUUGAAGCAAGAGAAUAACAUCUGUGAUGUUCCAGUCAAGAUAUAUCCCUACUUUAAAUCACUGGGUACAGUCUUAUAUGGUGGCAACAGGCCAAAUUUGAAGCUGCCUGAACCCAUUACAGUCAGUGUACAUCCUGCCAUCAGGGAGUUCAUCAUCAAGAAAGGGCAGAUUUCCUCUAUUAAAGACCAGAUGAGCUCACACUUCUGCCACAUAAACAUGGACAAACCAGAAGUUUUGCUCAGUCCUGAUCCAGCAUUACUGAAACAGAAACAAGAUGCCAUUGAUGGCUGGAGUAAGAAUGCCUUUGAUGCCUUCAAGAAAAUGAUCUCAAACUACACAACAUCUGAGUGGCCUGUGUCACACACCCUUUUAUUCAAUGUGGAAAUUAAUAUUAAGAAAGUAGUGAAAGAUCAGGUUUUAAUAGACUUGGAUGCCCCUAAAGGGGUCCUGACACUGGCAGGGAUGACCCAUGAGAUAACUGGACUGAAACCCAUCAUAGAGAAGUUUUUGGAGAGAGGAACAGAUCAGCUGAAGAGAGAGAAGAACAGUGUGACAGAGGACAUGGAGAUUUCUCCUGCCAUGUACUCUCUGCUUGAACAAGAUGGCCUGACAAGUGCUGUUUCUCCACACCUGCACAUUGACUACAACAAAAAAAUGAACAGACUAUUUUUUUCAGGUCUUCAUACAGAAACUCUUGCCUUUAAAAAUUGGGUCCUUGAGAAGAAAAUAAAUAUGAAAAAGAAGCACUUACAGAUUAACUAUUCAAUCCUAGAAUUUCUGAGAUCAGUGGAUUGUGAUGAAAUGUCCAGAGAUCUCUUUAUAUCUCAUGGAAUAACUGCUGUCUACACAAUCGAAAAUAGAGAUGUUGUUGUGAUUGGAAGCACAGAAAGAGCACUUAAAGAGGCAGAGAAGAGGAUAAAUACAGUUCUUACAACAAAACUCCUCGUUGUAGAAGAUCAAGGUGUCCUUCAAAUGCCGGAGUGGCUGGAUCUCAAAAAACAACUGGAGAAUUUGUUCAGUACUCUCAAAAAGAUAUCUGUGUUAAUAAACCUUUCCAAAAAGAGAGACAAAGUAAUAGUGACUGGAUUCAGAAAACCUGUAAUGGAGGUCAGUGAGAACUUAGGACGUUUCAUUGAGAAACACACUAAAAUCGUAGAAGAGGUUCAUGUCAAAUCACAUGCUGUGGUUGAUUUCAUUAAAGACAGAAAAUCACAAGACUGCCAGCAUUUCAUUAAGUCUAAUGAAGUGAAAGUGAGUUUUGAUUCAAUGAGACCCUUGAUCAAACUGUCUGGAGAGCGUACAUUUGUCCAACCAGCUGUGACUUUCUUUAAAUCUUUAGCAGAUGCUCUUUACACAGACACACUGAUCAUUAAAAAGGCAGGAGCAAAGAAAUACUUCAUGGAGCAUGGUAAAAUGAUGAUCUCGAUGCUCUUGAAGGAAAAAAGUUUUGUGGUGGUUCCUCAGGAAGAUGAUAUGCUGGAUGCAGAGGAAGAUGAAUUUACUGAAGGUAGCUUUGAAGAUAUUGGCCAGGUCUCUUGUGAGGUUCAAGUGCCAGGUGGAGUAACUGUUACUGUCAGGAAGGAAGACAUUUGCAAGAUCAAUGUUGAUGCUGUGGUCAAUGCUGCAAAUGAAGAUCUGAAGCACACUGGUGGUGUAGCUUUAGCACUCCUCCAAGCUGCUGGACCAAGUCUGCAGCAAAUCUGUGACCAACACACAAAAACAAAUGGGGCUCUGAAGCCUGGAGAUGCCUUCAUCACUGACGCUGGUCGUCUUCCCUGUAAAUAUGUGGUGCAUGCUGUUGGACCUCGUUUUAGUGAUUCAGACAGACCUACCACAGUGCAACGCCUGAGACAUGCUGUGAGGGAAAGUCUGAACCAGGCGUCAAGCAAAAACUGCUCCUCCAUUGCAAUCCCAGUUAUUAGUUCAGGGAUAUUUGGUUGUCCUCUUGAUCUUUGCACUGAAACAAUUGCCAAGGAGGUGCGUGACUACAUUGAUGAUCAUAACCACAGAGGGUCCAGAAGCACAUUAACUAAGAUUCACUUCGUUGAUAAUAAUGACAACACUGUGAAUGCCAUGACUCAAGCUGUCAGAAAGGAGUUUGCUGCUUACAACCCCAAAAUAACUUUCCCUCAUCAAACCAAACCUCAUGGGUAUGGACCAGGCUAUCGUGGUCAUGGCCGUGGUCAUGGUCGUGGUCGUGGCCGUGGCCAUGGGCAUGGCCGUGGUCGUGGAAACUAUGGCCAAAGAAACCAAGAGUUUAAAGGUUCCAAAGGCCGUGGUAAUAGAGUCUCUGAAGGAAAAGCACACUGGAAAAGAGAUACCUCAAACUCUGGUGGCAGACCAGAUAUAUCUGAGGGGCUGAGUGUUCUGGACACCAAAACUGCACAAGAUGGACUAAAAAUCAUUCUGAGCAAAGGGAACAUCCAGGAUGCACAUGCUGAUGUCAUUGUAAACACUAUAUCGGAAGACUUGGACCUCAGAAAAGGUGCCGUCUCUAACGCACUCCUCCAGACUGCUGGUCAUCAGCUCCAGUCAGAAAUCACCAGAGCUGCUCGUUCAAAGAAUGUAAAUUAUGGUGAAAUGCUCAUUACAGAUGGUUAUAAACUGAAAUGUCAAAAAGUCUUCCAUGUGGUUUGCCCAUUUUGGAAGCAAGGCUCAAAAGAUGAGGUACUCACUCAGAUCAUUAGAAAUUGCCUGAAAAAAGCAGAAAGCUGGAGAAUGGCUUCAGUCGUCCUCCCAGCUAUUGGGACUGGGAAUCUUGGCUUUCCUAAAGAUCUGGUGGCCAGAAUCAUUCUGAAAGAAGUCCAGGAAUUUAAGCCUACAAACCUUCGAGAGGUAACUGUGAUUGUGCACCCUUCUGACAAGGAGAGUGUAGAGUGCUUUACCAGCAUCUUUAGACAUGGGAUUCAGGGUCCCGUCACAAAAGAAGUACAUCGACAUGUCAUGCCGAAAAUGAAUAUUUCUGGCAUAUCAGCUCAGGCCUCUGAGCUUGUUAGCAAAGUCUCCUCUUCCUCUCGUGGAGUGCACACUAUGCAGCUGGGUCAAGUGACUCUGGAGGUUUCUUCAGGAGACAUAACUAAAGAAAAAACUGAUGCCAUUGUCAACUCCUCAAAUAAGACAUUUUCUCUGAAAGCAGGAGUAUCUAAGGCAAUUUUAGAUGCUGCUGGAGUAAAGGUGGAACAAGAAUGUUCACAGAUUGUGGGAUCAUCAAAUACACAGCAAACAGAGAUUAUGACUUCAGCCGGGCGGCUUCCAUGUGGAAACAUCAUCCAUAUUAUUGGACGUAACAGUUCAUCUGAAAUUAAGGAAGUUGUUUUGUCUGUUCUGAAGUUAUGUGAAUCACGUCAUAUUACUUCUGUUGCCUUCCCGGCUCUUGGCACUGGUCAGGCUGGUGCAAAACCAGCUGAUGUUGCAGAUGCAAUGGUUGAUGCAGUUGUUGGCUUUGUAAAGAAAAAGAAACCGGUGCAUGUAGGGCUUGUGAAGUUUCUUAUAUUCCAGACGAACAUGGUGGCAGACUUCCACCAAAGCAUGAUCAGAAGAUCUGGUGAGAAAGUGGAGAAGGAUAAAGGUCUGCUUACCAAAUAUAAAGACUUGUCUGGAGGGGAAAUUUCAGAAUUUCCCACAAAUGAAGAGUUUGUGAUGGUGGAAGAAGAAAUUGAGCCAGCUGUGUUUCAGCUGUGUGGUGAGACACCAGAGGACCUGAGUGAAGCCAGGGACAUGAUCAACAGCAUGAUAUUACGGGAGCAUGUGACCAUCCCAAUCCAUGAUCCAGCCAUUGCUCAUUUCACCAGGGAGGAUGUAGAAACACUGAAUGCCAUGCAGAGAGAGCUCACAGUCAGUGUCCAGCUUGAGAAGAAAGGCCAAGGCUCUGUCAUCACACUGGAGGGUCUGACAAGAGACAUUCACACUGCAAGGAGUCGUAUUCGGGACAUAAUCAGAAAGGUGGAAAGGAAUGAAACCCGAAAAAGUGAGGCUUUUAUAAUCAGAAAUGUGGUUAAGUGGCAAUAUCAGGAAAAUGGACGCACCAUCAAACACUUUGAUAUAUUGACCAAUUAUGACCUGGAACAGGCCUUUCAGAAGAGACAGCCUUCAGUGAAAAUCAAGAUUAAUAAUGAAGAAUAUGAGGCUGAUUUAGUUCGCAAAGAGGCCACAAGAGGGAGAUUGAGGAUUCAGUUAAAUAGAGUAGAACUUGAAGAUUGAAAAAGUCCAGAACUGUGCACUUUGGAGAUACUACAUGAUCAAAAAGGUGUGACUGGAAGAUAAAAACAACAAAAACAAUGAAAAACAUCUGUUACAUUGAUGUGGCCCUGAUGACAGAUCAGAUCAAACAUCACGACUUCAAUCGCAGCUUCGUUGGCAUGAAUGGUAUCAGUCAAAUUCAGUAUAAACUAUUUGUAGGAGCCAUGUAUGGUACAUAUUUUUGUUACUCAGCCCAAGGCUAAACCUAAUGCCAACACACAUAAACAGAUGUCCUUUGCCAAGAUAUUUGUCUGCGAUUUCACUCAAGGAGUGAAAUUUUGCUAACCCUGCGAAGAGCUCCAAUAGUGCUGAUCUCUAUAACAGUAAGACUGACAAGACCAACCCAACAAUGUUUGUGAUCUUCAGUAAGGUACAUGUUUACCCAGACUAUCUAAUCAAUUUCCAAUAAUGAUUAUGAGAUCUCAGUUUCUGUUAGUGUUUUUGUUGCUGUUUUACAUUGAUUUGGUGAAGCUAAGCAUAAUCUAUAAAAAUAUAACCUAAAUAUUUAAUGGCAGGAAUUACAGUAAUUAUUACAAUGCUCAUACAUUACCAAAAAGAGAGAAAGAGAGAGAGAAAUCUCUAAAGCUUCAUCCAAUCCUCAGAACUAUUAGAUUGUACCAUUUAGCUGGUUUCCUGGCACACACAAUAAGAUGUUUAAUCCCCUUAUACCUAAUCAGCAGUUGUUUGUUUACAUAUAUUGAAGUAUUGUCAAACAAGGAAAAUAGUUUGUGCUGAACAUAUUUAGGAUUAUGUAUAUGGGGAUUAAAGAAGCACAAUGAUUAAAAUUAGACACCAUUAUGCAACAGUAAAAGAACUUCACUGAAUCAUAAUUGUAAAUUCUAAUUCUUUUCUACAUUUUGUAAACAUCCUAAAUUAAUAUUUUCUGUGGCUGUUUCAAUAUUUCUGUGCAAUUUUGCACUUGACAUUUAUACUAUACAAUAAUCACUUUAAUAUUUAAAUAUAAAAUAAUGAAAUAAUACAAAAAAUUAAGGUAACAAAAAUCUGAAUUAGUUCUAAGUGCAAUAAGAAAGUAUUGAGUUCUUGUCUUGGAGAAAAGUUUAAUAGUUUUCCAUUACAGUUUUUCUCACUCACUUUGGUACACCAGAAAUUGUGAAAACUGUUUAACCUCCUCACUUGUGAAUAUCAUAGCAAUUUCUCAUUAUUUUGAACAAAUUGACAUUCAUACAAUUGACUAUGUACAGUUGUCUGCAGUUUGCUGCAUUAUCAAUUGCUUGUAAUGUUGAUCAAAAUAUAUUAUACUGGUUCUCUGUUGAACAGGCAUUAAUUCAUUGCAUAAGUCAUUAAAUGCAAAAUGGUUGACCUAGUUGUAAUAAUUGUAAUUAUAUAUACAUUUGUAAUGUGUCCUGAAAUGUUGAAUUGCACAAUUUACAGUAAUCUUGAUUUUCACUAAUGAAGGGUAACGUAAAGCAAAAGGUGACUGGCAUUGCAACAAAAAUAUUACCACUAUAUAUGUCUUUGAGUUUCGAUUGAAAUGGAAUUUUCUGUAUGACAUGAUAUACUGAACAGUUUAUUAUAAUGAAGUUAUAUACUGUACAACUUAAUGAAUGUGUCUAAGGAUGCUCUGAAUGUAACGUGUGAUACAUGUUUUGAAAGAAAACAAGUCAAAUGAGACACUGUCUGAAGAAAAAGAGUUUUAUAAGUAAAUGAACAGAACAGCUUUGGACUUGA